UCGAAACAAAUAGCUAAAUAUUGAUAAAUAGUUUGGAUUUAUUAAACAAGUAAAUAUUCAAAAGAUUAGAUUGAAAGCAAAAGUGCUGCUUAAUACUUCCAAGUAAAAGAGAUUUGCUUAGUUGAAAAAUGAAACCAAACGAGUGCAGAUCUCAGUUAGUUAUUCGAUACAUUGGAAUUAUUCUGAUUCUAAUUGGCAUAACCUUAGCUAUCUGUUGGCCUUUUGUAUUCAAUCACAUGUUGACUAAGAAACUACCGCUCAGUCCAACCGCAAAAGCUUUUGAUGAAUGGAAGAAGCCAAGCGUGCCAUUAUACUUAGAUGUUUAUUUCUUUAAUUGGACUAAUUCUGAUGAAUUUCAUGAUGAAACGAAGAAAACAAAAUUGAAAGAAAUUGGACCGUAUCGGUUUAGAGAGAUACGUGACAAGACGAACGUCGAAUUUAACGAUGCAAAUGCAACAGUGAGUUAUCGUACUCUUAGCACUUUCUAUUUCGAUGACGAUGGAAGUAAAGGAAAACUUGAUGAUGUAAUUACACAACUCAACAUUGUUGCUGUUGGUGCAUCGGCACAAUCACUCAACAUGGAAUAUACCAAAAAGAAGCACAUUUCUUUAGGAUUAAAUGUUUAUGAACAGACAAUUGCGAUUUCGAAGACAGCAAGAGAACUUUUAUUUGAAGGCUAUGAAGACAACAUGGUGUUGAUGGGUCGUGAAGGUUUAAUUGAAGGAUUCGAUGUUCAAGACAUUCCUUAUGAUAGAAUUGGAUGGUUUUAUUUGAGAAAUGACACGGAUCAGCUUAGUGGGGAUUACAAUGUGAACACCGGCUCAGAUGAUAUCUCAAAACUCGGAACAAUACAAAAUUACAAUCACAUGAAUUACAACAAAUUCUAUUCUGGUGAAUGUUCAAAACUUCAUGGAUCAACUGGCGAACUUUUCCCUCCAAAUCGAAUGAAAGACUCAAUCAAUUUGUUUAUGCCAGACAUGUGUCGAUCGAUACCGUUUGAUUACGAGACUGAUGUGAAGAUUCAUGGAGUGGAUGGCUAUCGUUUCACUUGUGGCGCCAGGGCAUUAAAUAAUGGAAGUGAAUUCCCAGAAAAUUUAUGUUAUUCAAAUAGUGGUGAAACUAUUCAUUCUGGCGUCAUGAAUAUAUCAGCAUGUCGUUAUGGAUCUCCAAUAUUUAUGUCUCUCCCUCAUUAUUUCAAAGCUGAUCCAUUUUACUUGAAUGCAGUUGAAGGUCUUGCGCCAAAUAAAGAUAAACAUGAAUCGUAUUUUACAAUUGAACCUAUGACUGGAGCACCAUUGGAAGUAACGAUAAGAUUCCAAGCAAAUCUUUUAGUUCAACCGAUUGAAGAAAUUUCAUUGUUUCAAGAAGUUCGACGAGUAUUCAUGCCAGUUAUGUGGUUUGAGCAGAAAUAUCAAAUGGACGAAAAGACGGCUAAAAUGAUAAAGUUUGCUGUGACAAUUCCUUGGAUAGGCAGAAUAAUUGGAAUAAUUUUGUUCGCCUUGGGUCUUAUUUUAUGCAUUAUUUCAUUCAUCAUGUGCUGCGUAAAUGCAAGAAAAAUGUCGCAUAAGGAUGAAACCGAAAUAAAUCUCGGCGAAAGAAAUGUCCAAACGCAUUUCAAGAAAGAAGUUUCACCUUUACUAUCACGGGGAAAAAUGCCUAAAAUUGUUCGAAACUCAAACUGAAUGAACAUGAAAUAAAUCUAAUUAAAAUCUGUGAUGAAAUGUUUAUUCAAAGAGUUUAAGUAAAUUAUUUUUGAGCAUUCGAAUGAGGGUAUUAUCAAUAUUAUUGAAAUUAUUUUAGAUAGAUUUUUAGAAUGUGACAAAAGUUUCGGAAAUAAAAACAUUUUUGCUAACAUAAUAAA
Molecule: messenger RNA, 1861 nt
Organism: Clunio marinus
Lineage: Eukaryota; Metazoa; Arthropoda; Insecta; Diptera; Chironomidae
Source: the annotation of a GenBank genome assembly